Thlaspi arvense is the source of this 756-nucleotide messenger RNA. Lineage: Eukaryota; Viridiplantae; Streptophyta; Magnoliopsida; Brassicales; Brassicaceae. The record is from the annotation of a GenBank genome assembly.
AUGAUUAUCUUAUCAUGGAAAAAUACCCGUGAAGAAGAAGCAAUCCAAAUAGAAGAUGACGAAUCAGAUUUGGACAUUAUGCUAUUAAUGUUGGACAAUAUAGCUAGAGCUACUGUGAAAGAUGUCAAUCGUAUUGAACGCCCUCUUCGUCGACCGAUUACUAACAUUGGCUAUGCUUACAUUCAAAAGGCUCUCAAGGAGGAACCUGAGCACUUUCGAUCGUUAUAUCGUAUGUAUCCAACAUCAUUUGAGAAGCUAUGUGAUCUUAUUAGAACCAAGACAUCUCUACAAGACACCCGCAACAUAUGCGUUGAAGAAAUGGUGGCUACGUUUCUUCUCACCAUUGGUCAAAGUUCAAAAUGUUGUUAUACAAUCGACACAUUUAAGAGAUCAGUAUUUGCGACAAACGAGAAUUUUCAUAAGGUUCUAAAAGCUUCAAAUACCAUGGCGCCAGAUUUAAUGGCGAGACCUGGAGUCACAACAUGUGCAAAGAUAAGAGAGAGCACAAGAUUUUAUCCCUAUUUUAAGUUAGUUUUAGCUUGUGCUGGAUUACAUAAUUUUUUAAGGCAACAAUGUCGAUCAGAUGCUUUUCUUGAAGAAGUGGUCAACGUAAACAAUGAAAAAGAUACUGAUUCUGAAGAAAAUGGAAAUAUAGGCAUCCUUGAUACUCAACAAAGAGAGUAUGCUAAUAAUUGGAGAAAUGAGAUAGCUUCUAAAAUGUGGGCAGAUGCUGUGGGAACUGGAAGUCAACGUUGA